UGACCGCACAAGACUAUAGCAAGAAGAAUUACGUUGCUGAUAAAACUCUCAACAAUGAUUAUAUUACCAAACGAGUUCUAACAACUGGUCCAGUUCUAGAGGUGCAACGUGCUACAUUUAGCAAUCUGUACAUGCGAUCUUUUUCCCUUGCAUAUCGCGAUUUGCAACUUGACCUACCGCAGGAACAAACUUUAGGUUCGUUUCUUGAACAUUCCUUUAAUGCUACUUGGUCUCUAAUACAGUCAGGAAAACUACAAUUAUGGGUCGAAGUUUCUAGAGACUCUUCGGAGCUCAUGGUUGGUUUCAUGUGUAUCCAAACGAAAGACGAUAUCUGUUAUAUCGAGCAGUUUGUAGUUCAUCCAGAUUUCCAACGCAUUAAGAUUGGUUCGAGUCUCCUCAAAGUAAUCGAAGAGCGCUACCGCCUCAUCUGGCUGCAUACGCGUCAUAUUAAUGAAGUUGCAAUUUCAUUCUACACGCGACAUGGCUUUAUUCGCUCAGAUGUUGAUGACGAUGAUUCGGUGUAUCCCAUUGAAUUUCCCUCACGUUCUUCAAAAACUUAUUUGCUGAUGAAAAAAGUGAUAUCUUAAUAGCGAAUAAAGAUUUGUUAGGAUUAGAUCAAUUUCAAAAGGAAAAA
Molecule: messenger RNA, 634 nt
Organism: Rhizophagus irregularis DAOM 181602=DAOM 197198
Lineage: Eukaryota; Fungi; Glomeromycota; Glomeromycetes; Glomerales; Glomeraceae
Molecular function (GO): acyltransferase activity, transferring groups other than amino-acyl groups
Source: RefSeq, a predicted model, not a curated record